Lizanozyma spartinae is the source of this 5592-nucleotide messenger RNA. RefSeq lists its product as uncharacterized. Lineage: Eukaryota; Fungi; Ascomycota; Pichiomycetes; Serinales; Debaryomycetaceae. Gene Ontology annotation, molecular function: structural constituent of nuclear pore. The record is from RefSeq and is a predicted model, not a curated record. The transcript has a single exon. Gene Ontology annotation, biological process: nuclear pore organization. Gene Ontology annotation, cellular component: nuclear pore inner ring; nuclear pore. The coding region runs from base 1 to 5592 and encodes 1863 amino acids.
AUGACGACACGCAAUUGGUCGGCACGUGUCUUUGAGGAUUGCUACAACGUGUUGAAGGUUUAUGAGGAUCUUCCGACCUCGGCUUCCUCUAUCCAACAUGAAUACAUUGCCACCAUCAAGCCAGACUUGAUUGAGUGUUUACGAGUGCCCCCCAAAAAGAGUACCCAGUUCAAACCCGACCAGGAGAUAGUAUUUUCCAACGGCGAGUCCAUCAAGGUCAACCAGCAGUUCAUUGAUUUGGCAUACGAGUUGUCGACCGAUUUGCUAGUCGAUGAGACCGUCGCUGUAGAGGUGCUCUAUUCGGCUAACAGUGGGAGUUCAGCUGCUAAUAAGGGAACUAACUAUAUAGGAAGCGGGAGAUUAGCGUUCUUCAACAGGUUUCAAUACAUCUUGAACAUUCUUAUCUGGCUCUCGGAGAACAACAAGGUGUCGUUGAUUGCCAAUGAUGCAUCAGAGAAAGACAAGUUGUACGACAAUGCUCUUGAGAGCUUCCAAGUUAUCUAUAAGCUACUUCAGAACGCCAAUGAUUUGAUAGACAAACUAAAGGCUACCGUUGGACUGUUUGAUACCGAGUUUGUUGAUGCCAUCACCUUUUUAAGAACUCAGUUGUUCCAGUGCCAUGAAUUAUUGGCUACAUUCUUGUAUUCGUUCGUGGUUCACCAUCCACUUAGCUUAACAAGCUUUAAAAAGUUGAUAACUAUGAUAACGUCCAAUUUAGAGGAUACUGACUUGUUUGUGAUUCAUUUUUUGCCUUCUUUAAUGUACCAAGUAUCUAAUCUUGAAGACAAUACCAUUGAACUGUACUACAAAUACGCAGUGGAAAAGUUGAACAGCAAUAUCUCGGAUUUACUGAACUUGGAGGUAUUCAUCUGGCUUGUUCUAUUGGUCAAUUUCAUUGCAUGGUGUAAGAAGAAUGAAGCAAGACAACAGAAAUAUAACUUUACUAAAGACAUUAGUAAUCAUAUCCAAACUUGCAUUAAUCAUGGAAUCGCUGAAUGGAUCCUAAAUUACACUUCAACAACUUGCAAUCCCGAAACUGAAAAGGAAUUAGAAUGGAACGCGGCUUACGAUUUCAAAUCUUUGUUACAAAAGAAUAUACCCAUUUUACUGCCAAACAAGUUCAAAUGCAAUGCCGAAUUUAUAAGUUCGUCAUUGAACAUUCAAGAGUCAAAUACUUUGGUGAACGAACUACUUGACACUAGCAGAUUUGUUAUCUCUGAAUAUUUCAAUGAAAACAUUCUAAGUUCUCAUUUCCACAGUUUUUUUGACUGUUUCAUAGUGAAUUCUGCCAACGUUCUCACAAGUUUACGGGACAACGAAGAAGAUUUCCUCUUGUCUUCGGUCAACAAGAGCGAUUCUGGUGAUUCUGGUUCUGCCAGCCCCAAGUUAGGAAGCAAAAAGAAAGAAAUAGUAACCAGAUUCUCAGCUUCAAAGGUCAAUUAUUCUUCUGUUGAUUUGGAUGAAAUUGCAAGUAAAGCAGAAUUGGAGAGAAUCUAUAUGCUGAUUGUCUACACCUAUCAAAAUAGACCACUACUUUGUGAGUUGUUCUGGAAGGAUACAGACAACAUUAAUGAUAAAUUUGGGUUUAUUACUUGGGGAUUGAAUAAUAAUACCUCUCCUUUAAUUACCGCAACGUUUUGCUUGUUAUUGGGUUCUUUAGUAGGUAACGAACAAACAACGCUUAAGAUAUGGGAAAUUUUGAUGAACAAUAAUAUUCCAAGUGGGUUAGGUAUGACAAAGAAGAGUGAUUUUUCCAAGAUUUCAGUCAAUUCCAUCUUUGACUCAUUAAUGUAUUAUAUUGAUGCAUUGAAUGACAAUUAUAAGCAAGAUUACAAGAAGCAAGAGAUGAUGUUAACAUCAUUUGAUAGAAAUGAGAAAAGUAAUAAUACCAGCAGCAAUGAUCAAGAUGAUUCAACUACUGAUGUUAUAUUAGUUGAAUUGGCUGAAGAUGGGAUAGUUUUUAUUUCUGGAUUUGUUCUUUUACUUUCAUUCUUGGUGAAAAAUAUAAGAUCUUCUCUGGAAGUUUCCAAGCAAGUGAAGAACACAAUCUUCAAUCGGUUUUUACCUGUAAUUAAAGGGUUUUUGAAGUUUGACAAUAUGGUGAUACAGACAAAUCAUUGGAACGACAGAUUUACUUUGUCUGGUACCAAUGAAAACGGAAGAAAGGAACUUAAAGUUGAUGAAACCAACAGGGUUGUGAUCCUUAAUUUAAUGAUGAAGUUCCUUGGUGAUUUUGUUGCAGAUAAGAACGACUUGACCAUACGAUAUAAAGUGUGGGAUAUUUUAGACCGGUGGUUGUAUCACAGUUUAUCAGAAGAUAAUGAAUCUGGUAGUAACUCACAACUGAACCCUGGCAGCAACAGAUACCUUGAAGAUAGAGGAAUUCCCAGACUCAAUUACCAACAACAGCAACCAUCAUUAUCUUCAGGGCCUUCUUCAAGAAGUAAGUUCAAUGUUAGGAUCAACCAACUGUUCGAAAUGAACAUGACAACCUUCAACACAGUAGUAGCAUUCACAGAGUUGGUGGGCGUGUUACUUGAACCUCGAGACAUUGGUGAUUAUGCCUUUGCACCAUAUGAAUUGUUAUACCCACCUGAACUAGGCUAUGGCUACAGAAGUCAGAUUGGAAUAUGGCCAUAUAUGGAGUUUUUGAUGAUAAAAGUGUUUGGAAGUUCAUCCAAAUUAUCUAGCAAAAAUGACAGACUCAACCUUCAAUCGUUAAUAACUAACAUAGCUGAUAAGGCGUUGAAAGAAAUCGACUGGAAAUUCAUUGACGAUGUGAUGAUUAAUGCAAUUAGACCGCAACUUAAUUUGAACAAUAUUGUGGAGAAUGUUAAUCCUGAAAGUCCUCCAUUAACGUUCAAAUUGUUUACAAAAUUACAUCAUUCGUUGGCCAUUUUAAACUAUUUCUUCAAUGAAAAUACCUACAAGACGUUGUUUUCCAUCUUAGAUAUUGGUUUGGACGAAGUGAGUGUCAACCACCAAAGCUCCACUGUUGUGGAGAAGUCCUUGUCAAUUGUUAAGUCUAUAUUGUAUUUGCAAGACACUUUUAUCAAGGAAUUGGCACCUAUAUUGAAGGAUAAAGAUUCAUUAGGAGAAAUCACACCGGGUUCUGGGUUCAAUACAAGUUUAAGUAUUGUAUUGGCUUCAAGAUCAAAUUCUCCCUUUGAAAAUAUUGCUUACCCUUUAUCACUUGGUACUAAUGGAGUAGCCAACUUCUAUGAGUUGUUUGUGUUUAACUUACAGUCUGUUAUUCACAUUGCACUUUACAUUGGCUCUAGCAAUGACAUGAUCUCCAAGACUUCGUUGUCUGUUUUGAAUAGCUUGAGCUCAUCACCUUACUUUGCCAACAAGCACACGAAUGAUCCUUUGUCUGUCUCAAACAGAUUGCUCACCGCAUUUCAGACGGUGGAUGAAGCUAGACGGAUUCAAUACGGUUUUAUUAAUCAGUUUGUGGAAUCAGAAGGACCUAUUAAGUUUGAUAUUUUAAAUUUUGUCUUGAAUAAUAUCCCAGACAAUGAAAUGGGUAUUGGCCAUUUCCUUCUUGGGUAUCAAAGCAAAGGUGGUCACUUACGGUUUGCAGAAGAUGCUUGUCUAACCGGAGAAAGCACCUUAUUACAUUGUAUUGUUGAUGCACUCUGUCAAAGCUUGGAAAUGAUGCUGAUUGUUGAUUACAAGAAUGAAAAUGCCAACAUUAUUGAUGCUGGAGUAUCUCAAAUGGCCUCGUUGACUGCAGAGGUUAUUGUCAAGCUUUGCAAGAGUUCAGUGUGUGGAAGUCUCACGUUAUCUGUGAUUAGAGUUGCUGAUGAUUUAUUCUUUGAGAAGUUGAUCAAGUUUCAACCUCAAAUCGAUAGCUAUACUGUUUGGCAUAGUCAUUGUUUCAAUGGUGACCUACAGGAAGAUGUUAACAAUGAGUUCAUUGAUAGUGAACUUGACUGUGAGACGUUCUUAUCAUUUAUCAACCAAAGAGACAUGAUACUUCAAUACUUUUCACUUGAGUUGCAGAAUACUACAUCGAUUUCAAGAAGAGAGUACUAUAAACGGUUAUUACUUCAAUCCACAGAAUUGUUUAAUGGGUCCAACAAGGUGUUGAAGUUCUUGGACAUAUUGAACUUUAGGUUCAAGAACUUUGAGAUCUACAAGUACGAGAGUCUUGACUCCAAGUUCAACCUUUCAUACAUUUUGGAGCAAGUCAAGUUAUCCAAGAAAUGUGGCAUAAACUUUGAGUUCUUGGAGAAGCUCUACCGAGUCCGCUGUCAAGGUGAGAGAUUUGUUGAUGACGAACAAAGACAAGCCUUUUCCAAUGAAGUGAUCUAUGAAGGGUUUAAAGUUGCUGACUUUAUGGGGAAAUACAUUGGUUCGAAGGAACUGAAGGAUGCACAAUUACGCUGUUUAAAAUCAUGGUGUCAAUUGAUUGAAGUUCUCAUUUCGAGAGACGAAUUUGAUACCAUAGGCUUCGGAGUUAACAAGAGAGAUUUUGUUGCCGAAGUGUUUGAAGCUAUCUUACCUCGGAUCCAUGAUUUCUUAGAGACAGAUAUUCCAUUCUCCCAAGAAUUGAUAUCAUUAGCUGUAAUGCUCUAUGAUCUAUAUGAUCAUGAAGUAUUGACCCCCAAAUCCGAUGAUGAUGUUUCUGUUGCCAAUCAAAGAUUAAUCCCGUUGUUUAAAACGUGUGUCAGUGGGAUUUUAAACUCCAAUCUGACACCAAGCUUAAGAAGUGACCUUUAUGUUUUGGCCAAUAGAUUUCUCCUCAGAAUUGCAAAAGACAAGACUGUGAAUGAGUUGAUUUACGUGUUCAUCAAGUCCUUAGACAAGAGAUUCCUUGAAGUUGUGUGUAAUGAUUCCAUUUACUCCGAAGACUCUGCCCGAAUCACAUCGAUUUUAUUAUUGGAUUCUUUGGUCAGUUUAGCACGCAACAAAAGCAGCAGCUUUGUUCUAGACCAUAUGAUCAGAAAUAAUGCCCUUUUAUUUCUUCUUGGAUCCAUAAAGAGAACAGACGAACUACUCCAGGCUUGCAAGAAGGAAAAUUCCGGUAUAAGUUUGUCCACAUUGGUAUAUGAAUUGACAGCUUUGAAAGCCACACUUUAUCUUUUCAUUCGUAUAUCUCAAACCAAAAUGGGAGCCUUGCAAUUGAUUCAAGGAGAAUUAUUUACCUAUUUAAAGGAUUCAAGUUUCCUUUCCAUUGAUCCGGAUAUCGGAUUAGAGAUUCAAAUUGAUGUUUCUUCUUCCCUUAAAAACAUCAAUAUCCUGAUGGUAUUAGAUACUCCCACCAGUUUAAAUGAUUUGCAUGGCACUACUAAUGAUACCAUUUCGUUUUAUGAGUUUUUGAUUCCAAUCUUCCAAUUAAUAGUGGCUGUUCUUUUAUCCAUGGGUCCAGCUUAUAAGCCAGGAGUUGUAUUGGCCAAUGAAUUCCUUUCCAAAUGUCAGAAAUUGAUUGUGGGGAUCAUGAAAAGAGAUUAUAUUCUUGAAACUGCACCAGUGGACACCAAAAAGAUUUAUAAGCCUCAAAGUCAAUCCAUUAAAGACCUUAAGAAAUUGGUACAAUUAUUUACAUUGCUUGAUUCAUUGACUAAAGGUGAAGUAAGUCAGGCGUAG